AUGGCUACCAACGGAAACUCCAAUGGUCAAAGCACCGGCACUGGCACAGAGAAGAUCAAUACCGAUAUUAUUACCCUCACCCGGUUUCUGACGGAAGAGCAAGCAAAGCACAAGGAAGCCACUGGUGACUUUACAUUACUGUGCCAUGCCCUCCAAUUCUCUUUCAAAUCUAUUGCCUAUUACAUCCGACGAGCGACCUUGAUCAACCUGACCGGUCUGGCCGGAUCUUCCAAUACCACCGGUGACGACCAAAAGAAACUCGAUGUCAUUGGAAAUGAUCUUUUCGUGGCUGCUAUGAGAGGCUCCGGCCGCUGCAGGGCAGUGGUUUCAGAGGAGGAGGAUGAGAUCAUCUAUUUUGAUGAGAGCCCAGAUGCAAGAUAUAUUGUGGCCUGUGAUCCAAUUGACGGCUCCUCAAAUCUUGACGCUGGUGUUUCUGUCGGUACCAUUUUUGGAAUCAUGAAGCUCCCAGACAGCACUAUUGGACGCAAGCCUACAGUGGAGGAUUUGCUUAUGCCUGGUACUGAGCUACUGGCUUCCGGAUUCACCAUGUACGGAGCCUCAGCACAACUAGUCAUUACCAUGAAGGGCGGUACUGUCAACGGCUUCACUUUGGACAAUGCUCUCGGUGAAUUUAUCUUGACUCAUCCAGACAUGCGCAUCCCAUCCAAGCGUGCCAUCUAUAGUGUCAACGAAGGCAACUCACUAUACUGGACCGACAAGACGAAAGCCUACUUUGAGUCCUUGAAAUAUCCUGCCAAGGAGGGAGGCAAGCCAUACUCGGCUCGAUAUAUCGGGUCCAUGGUUGCUGAUGCCUACCGAACACUUCUAUAUGGAGGCAUGUUCGCGUAUCCUGCCGAUAAGAAGAGUCCAAAGGGCAAGCUCCGAAUUCUGUAUGAAUGUGCGCCUAUGGCUAUGGUGAUGGAAAAUGCUGGUGGUAAAGCUGUUGACUCUAACAUGAAGCGAAUGAUGGAGGUCGUACCACAAGGUAUUCACGAUCGAUCAGGGAUCUUUAUGGGCAGCCCUGAAGAGUUGGACAAAGUUAUUGAGGCACACAAGUGA
Exophiala bonariae is the source of this 1059-nucleotide messenger RNA. RefSeq lists its product as uncharacterized. Gene Ontology annotation, cellular component: cytoplasm; cytosol. The record is from RefSeq and is a predicted model, not a curated record. Gene Ontology annotation, molecular function: fructose 1,6-bisphosphate 1-phosphatase activity. The coding region runs from base 1 to 1059 and encodes 352 amino acids. Gene Ontology annotation, biological process: fructose 1,6-bisphosphate metabolic process; gluconeogenesis; fructose 6-phosphate metabolic process. Lineage: Eukaryota; Fungi; Ascomycota; Eurotiomycetes; Chaetothyriales; Herpotrichiellaceae. The transcript has 4 exons.